GUGCAAGACUGUGGACGGGGAGCUGCUGAGAGUGUGACGUGACGUGGAGGGGGACGCUGGAAUCCCCACCACCUCAUCACCCACACCACCACCACACCACCACCCACCGCUGCACCCACUGAACUGCAAACAUUUCUGAUCACCUCUGCUGCUACCAGUGGGUCCAGCUCUGAGACCAUGAUCAGGCAGCAGAGUUCCUUAAGUGCUGUUAGCCUCCUGCUCCUCCUGACAGGAGCUUCUUUCCUCCAUCUAUCCUCCCCAAACCCCCUUGACAGUCCAGGAGACAGCAACAGUCCACCUAGACCCGCAAUUCCUGGACUAGUUGAGUCAGGAGACGGGGAAAGAAAAGAUGAAGAGAGACAAUCAGUCCAGAAAGGAGAUGUAGAGGAAGAGGAGGAGAGUGAAGAUGAACUUUUUAAAGAUGUGGAUCCAAAAACAUUGGCUGCUGUUUUAGUGGAGGCUCUCAAAAGCAGAGAAGGUGAUGAUAUGAAGGCUACAAGGGGGAAGGUUAAGAAAGACGAGGAGUCUGAGGGAACAAACCGAGACAGAGAUGGACGACAGGAGUUGGAGAUGCUGAUGGCUGCACAAGGAGAGCAGCAAGACAAAGAGGAGGCGGAAAAGAGGAGGAUAGCUCAGGAGGAAGAGGAGAAGAUGACGGAGAAGGUGACCAGUCAUACCACGAGUCAGACAGUCCAGGUCCAAAACAAGCAGUGGUGGGACAAAGCCAAUAGAAGAGCAGGGAAGGGGUCGGACGGUACCGGUCAGCAAGGACCAGAGCAAGGCAGCAAUGAGCAGGAGGAACAGCUCAACCAAGAACUGAAGAGCCUCGAGACUAUGAUGAAGGAGUUUCCACGUUUGCAUACAUUCACGAAGAGGGAGAAAGAGGUGGAACAGAAGCAGAGGGCAAGCAGGCACUACAGCAGCUACAAUGACAUUUUACCGAUAAAUAAAGGCAGCGAUCUUGCCAUGUCGAAGAAGAAGCUAAAAUGGCAAGAAGAGACGCAAAAAGCCAUGAGCUUCCCUACAUUCACAGAAGACAACUUCAUGAAUGACUUCGAGGACGGUAACUUUGUGGGAGGUAAUGCUGUGCAGUCUGAGCCUCCACCAGAACAAGCAACGGAGGCGGAGGACUCAAGGGAGCAGGAGGAGGAAGAGGAGCAAGAGGAGGAGGAGGAGGAGGAGGAAGAAAUGUUGAGUCCUGAGGAGGAGGAGGCUCGGGCCAAAGCAGAGCAGGAGGAGAUGAGGAGGCAGGCAGCUGAGGCCCAGAGAGCCAAGAUGGAGGAGGAGAAGCUGGCCGACAUCGCAUCGGACAUGCUGUUGCGUUACAUGGUCAAACAGAAUCACGGGAACAAAAAGUACAGUCUGUCCUUGUCCAACGGCGCAGAGGACAAGAGGUCCAACGAGGAACAGGAGGUGACGGAGGAGGAAGACAUCGACCCUCAGACCAUCGACAAGCUCAUCGAGAUCUCCACCAAGCUCCACCUCCCUGCCGACGAUGUGGUGGACAUUAUCAGCGACGUGGAGAAGAAGAAGAAGAAAGACGUAACUCCAGAGAUGACGUCACGUUGGCAGCAGCCUGUAAUGCCGCUGUCUGCGUCGUCACUCGUCAGUGACCUGUCGGUAUCGAAGGCCAAUCAGAAGGGUUAUCCUGUGUCUAAGCAACUGUCUCCUCCUGUCAACCCCCUCAAAACCUGGUUCCAGCGCAAGAUGCCGCCAAACUCGCAGGAUCUCUGGACCAAACCUACGAAGCCGAAUUCAAAUCUUUGGUCUAAACCACAGAAGAGCCUACCGAUGGAUCAGGACUUCUGGCCUAAAUCUCCCAUGUCUGGAUACCCUGCGUACCCCUUUACAUACCGACCCUACUACCAGAGGAAGCCCUACCCAGGCUACUAUCCCAUACUCCUCCCUCCACCUACAAGGCUCAAGUCCCGUUAUUAUGCCCCCAAACCUGCCUUCAACGGCUUCGUAGGAAAUGCUGUGGACAACGCCUACUAUUUCCCGCCCAGACGCCAAUACAACAGCUGGAUCCAGCCUCGGCUCAGAAAACCCCCCAUGGCACUUCAGCACAGGCCUUAUUACACCAACUACCCCCUCCCACUGUACACCCGGACAUUUCUGCCCAUGCCCCUCCCCAAACCACACUCCCCUGUCCGAGUGCCUCCACAGAAGGGGCAGUUUUAUUUCUCCUCUUCAGAACCUGAGAGAAAGGACGAUUCCAUGGUUGUAAAACAGCAAGACAGAAGCAGCAUCCACGAUAAUCUGGAAAAGUACAUUGAACAGAUGCUCCUGAAGCAAGCACACAUGUUGGAUUAAAGGAACGAUUAGACGAAAGAAUGAAUGGAAAGAAGAACUGAAGAGUUUUUUCCCAUGUUUUUUGGUAUUUGUUUGCGUUGCAUGUUUUUUUGGUUAUUUUCAAUUUUUCAGGGAAAUGAUGAAAAAUGCCAGACAU
Molecule: messenger RNA, 2449 nt
Organism: Sphaeramia orbicularis (orbiculate cardinalfish)
Lineage: Eukaryota; Metazoa; Chordata; Actinopteri; Kurtiformes; Apogonidae
Gene: vgf
Product: VGF nerve growth factor inducible
Molecular function (GO): neuropeptide hormone activity
Source: RefSeq, a predicted model, not a curated record